ACUCUCGGAGUAGCUGUUGCGACCGUAGGAAUGGUGUUCUACAACUCUCUCAAACUGCCAUCGCCUUUGUCCCUGAAAAAAGAAUCCAGCUAUUUUCUGAUAUACGAAGCCAGUACGGCAAUGGGAAUCAUGGCCAUCCGGAUGGCGCUGAUGUCUGGGUUCUCGCCCAUAGCCUUAUGUUCUCCUCGGAACCACGAUCCAGUCAAGUCACUCGGAGCCGUCGCUACGUUUGACUACCAUUCGCCCUCGUGCGGCAGCGAAAUUCGCGACUUCACAAAUAACACGCUAGUAUACGCUCUUGAUUGCAUCGCCGACACAGGGUCAAUGACCAUCUGCUACCAAGCGAUCAGAGACGCAGGCGGGCACUAUCUGAGCUUGGAACCUUUCCCCACUCGCUGCCACACGCGGAAGAGCAUCAAGCGAAACUGGAUAAACACGUUGACGAUGUUUAACCAAGCAGUUAAAUGGCAAAUCGGAUAUCGUAAGGACGCGAAGCCCAGGGAUCGUGCGUUUGGGAAUGAAUGGUUUAGAACCUCACAGAAUCUACUAGACAAUGAUCAUAUCAAGCCUCAUCCUUUCAGGGAGAUAACAGGCGGGCUGGACCCCAUUGUCGAUGGAAUAACACAAGUGCGAAAGUCGGAAGUGUCAGCGAUGAAGCUGGUUUACACAAUUUGA
Molecule: messenger RNA, 675 nt
Organism: Trichoderma virens Gv29-8
Lineage: Eukaryota; Fungi; Ascomycota; Sordariomycetes; Hypocreales; Hypocreaceae
Exons: 2
Molecular function (GO): oxidoreductase activity, acting on NAD(P)H
Source: RefSeq, a predicted model, not a curated record